AUGGGAAGAGCUCCAUGCUGCGACAAGGCAAACGUAAAGAAAGGGCCAUGGUCGCCUGAAGAAGAUGUGAAGCUUAAGGACUAUAUCGACAAAUAUGGCACUGGUGGCAACUGGAUCGCACUGCCUCAGAAAAUUGGGUUGAAGAGAUGUGGUAAGAGUUGCAGACUGAGAUGGCUUAACUACUUAAGACCAAACAUCAAACAUGGUGGCUUUUCUGAGGAAGAAGAUAGUAUCAUCUUGAGUCUUUACAUCAGCAUUGGAAGCCGGUGGUCUAUAAUUGCAGCUCAGCUUCCUGGAAGAACAGACAAUGAUAUCAAGAAUUACUGGAACACAAAACUGAAGAAGAAGCUGCUUGGAAGACAGAAACAAAUGAAUCGUCAAGACUCGAUUGCUGAUUCGAAUGAAAACAAUAUCAGCAACAACAACAACAACAAGAGUCCUCAAAAUCUGAGUAGUUCGGCACUAGAGAGGCUUCAGCUUCACAUGCAGCUUCAGAAUAUACAAAGCCCUUUCUCUAGUUUCUACAACAACCCUAUCUUGUGGCCCAAGCUUCAUCCACUACUGCAGAGCUCUACAACUACUCCUGAUCAAAACUCCAAGCUUGGAUCCCAAGAAAGCUUCCACCCUCUAGAAGUUAACGUUGCUCAUCAGAACAAUGGAGUCUCUCCUCUCUUUUCAGAGAGCGUAGAGCAAUCCCUAGCUCACGGAUUUCAACCUAAUUUCGGUUUUUCGCAGGAUCUUCAGUUAGAUAAUCAUAACAUGAACCUUAUGAACAGUGGUGGUUCUAAAGAGUUGUUUCAAGUGGGCAACGAGUUUGAGCUAACGAACGGUUCGAGUUGGUGGUCGGAGGAAGAGAGGAAAGCAACGUCUUCGAGUUCUUGGGCAUCAACUUCUGUUGUUGAUCAGACGACGGAAGGGAUGGUUAUGCUUCAAGAUUACGCUCAGAUCAGCUACCACAGUGUGCAAUAAGUCAUAUCAUGCAUUUAUACAUGUGCGUAUAGCUUAUAGGAAUGGAUUAUUGAUGAAUUUAUGUAUUAUUAAUUACGGUCAUAAGCUUAUAGCAUGUUUCGAGGGUGAAUGUUUUUUUUCAUAAUAUGUUUUCAAAUGUAACGAGGUGUGGAUAAUAAUAAUGUAAAUCGUUAAUUCUACUUGCU
Molecule: messenger RNA, 1154 nt
Organism: Eruca vesicaria subsp. sativa (arugula)
Lineage: Eukaryota; Viridiplantae; Streptophyta; Magnoliopsida; Brassicales; Brassicaceae
Source: the annotation of a GenBank genome assembly